Brassica rapa (field mustard) is the source of this 697-nucleotide messenger RNA. RefSeq names its product mitochondrial import inner membrane translocase subunit PAM16 like 1. Gene Ontology annotation, biological process: protein import into mitochondrial matrix. Gene Ontology annotation, cellular component: TIM23 mitochondrial import inner membrane translocase complex. Lineage: Eukaryota; Viridiplantae; Streptophyta; Magnoliopsida; Brassicales; Brassicaceae. The record is from RefSeq and is a predicted model, not a curated record.
GCCCAAACUACUUUCCGGCGUCGGUUAGGGUUAAUUAUUUGAUCUACCUGAAAGUCCUCCGCUUCCGUCCGAAAUCGCAUAAAUUGGGUCGGCAAAUCCCUAAUUCCCGGUAACCUAAAGAAGUAUCUCUCUGUAGUUUUCAAUAAUCGGCCAUGGCUGCGAAACUUCUUGCGACUUUCAUAGUCUACGGCUCUGGAGCGGUAAUCAGGGCUUGUACUCAGGCAUAUCGUCAGGCACUUGCAAAUGCAUCAAAAUCUGGGGUUGCGCAAGAAGCAAUGCAUAGUCUUAAGAGAGGAAUCAGAGGGUUAACUGAACCCGAAGCUAGACAGAUUCUUGGUGUAACCGAUAAAUCAUCUUGGGGCGAGGUUCUUAAGAGAUACGACAAUCUUUUCGAACGCAAUGCAAAAAGCGGAAGCUUUUAUCUCCAGUCAAAGGUUCAUCGAGCUAAAGAAUGCUUAGAGGCUGCUUACCUGAAGAAACCUUAGGGAAUCACAACAAGCGUUUGAUCAAAUAAUAAUAAUAAAUACUAAUGUAGUAACCAAUAGAAUGUCGAGAAGCAAAACCAUGAAUAUAUGUUUUGGAUGCAUGUUAGUUUUCUUGACGUCUCUAAAGCGGUUCUUGGGCCGAAAAGUUUGAAGAUUUGAAAAGAGAGAAAUUAUAAUGCCGCAAAGUUUGAAAUAUGAGUAAGGUUGGUGAA